AGGAGAGAACAGACGUGAAUGAAGAAAAGGGAGGAGGCAGGAGGCAGUUAGAAGUCCCAGAAGUGGCGCCCACUGCGCCCCAGCAACGCGGAGGCCCCGGGGAGACUGUUGCCGCCUCGCAGGCAGGAGGUGGCCCUGGGGGAAGCCAGGCAGUACCCUGCCAGCUGAGUCGGCCUCGGUUUCCCCUACUCUCUGGGGUGCUAGUUUGGCCGGAGCUGCUGGUGGAGCCACUGGAAGCCCACACCGCAGGCAGCAGGAGUCUCCCUCAGCACCGGGAUCUAUGUCUAAGUUCUAACUCUUGCUUACAAAGACCACGAUAAUUCCUUCCCCAAAGCCCAGCAGCCCCCCAGCCCCGCGCAGCCCCAGCCUGCCUCCCACCGCCCAGCUGCCCGCAAUGCCCUCCAGCGGCCCCGGGGACACCAGCAGCUCCGCUCCGGAGCGGGAGGAGGACCGCAAGGAGGGAGAGGAGCCGGAGGAGGCUCGUGGCAAGGAGGAGCGGCAGGAGCCCAGCACAACCGCACGGAAGGUGGGGCGGCCUGGGCGGAAGCGCAAGCACCCCCUGGUGGAAAGCAGUGACACGCCGAAGGACUCCGCAGUGACCUCCAAGUCCCCGUCCAUGGCCCAGGACUCAGGCCCCUCAGAGCUGUUACCCAAUGGGGACUUGGAGAAGCGGAGUGAUCCCCAGCCUGAGGAGGGGAGCCCCGCUGGAGGGCAGAAGGGCGGAGCCCCAGCAGAGGGAGAGGGUGCGGCUGAGACCCCGCCCGAAGCCUCCAGAGCUGUGGAGAAUGGCUGCUGCACCCCCAAGGAUGGCCGAGGAGCCCCCGCAGAAGAGAGCAAAGAACAGAAGGAGACCAACAUCGAAUCCAUGAAAAUGGAGGGCUCCCGGGGCCGGCUGCGGGGUGGCUUGGGCUGGGAGUCCAGCCUCCGCCAGCGGCCCAUGCCGCGGCUCACCUUCCAGGCGGGGGACCCCUACUACAUCAGCAAGCGCAAGCGGGACGAGUGGCUGGCACGCUGGAAAAGGGAGGCUGAGAAGAAAGCCAAGGUGAUUGCAGUAAUGAACGCUGUGGAAGAAAACCAGGGGUCUGGCGAGUCUCAGAAGGUGGAGGAGGCCAGCCCUCCUGCGGUGCAGCAGCCCACUGACCCUGCGUCCCCCACUGUGGCCACCACACCUGAGCCUGUGGGAGCCGACGCCGGGGAUAAGAACGCCACCAAAGCGGCCGAUGAUGAGCCAGAGUACGAGGACGGCCGGGGCUUUGGCAUUGGGGAGCUGGUGUGGGGGAAACUUCGGGGCUUCUCCUGGUGGCCAGGCCGCAUUGUGUCUUGGUGGAUGACGGGCCGGAGCCGAGCAGCUGAAGGCACCCGCUGGGUCAUGUGGUUCGGAGACGGCAAGUUCUCGGUGGUGUGUGUUGAGAAGCUGAUGCCCCUGAGCUCGUUCUGCAGUGCUUUCCACCAGGCAACCUACAACAAGCAGCCCAUGUACCGCAAAGCCAUCUACGAGGUCCUGCAGGUGGCCAGUAGCCGUGCGGGGAAGCUGUUCCCAGCGUGCCACGACAGCGAUGAGAGCGACACUGCCAAGGCCGUGGAGGUGCAGAACAAACAGAUGAUCGAAUGGGCUCUCGGAGGGUUCCAGCCCUCCGGCCCCAAGGGCCUGGAGCCACCCGAAGAGGAGAAGAACCCCUACAAAGAAGUUUACACAGACAUGUGGGUCGAGCCUGAGGCAGCUGCCUAUGCACCACCCCCACCAGCCAAAAAGCCCCGAAAGAGCACAACUGAGAAGCCCAAGGUCAAGGAGAUCAUUGACGAACGCACAAGAGAGCGGCUGGUGUACGAGGUGCGGCAGAAGUGCCGGAACAUCGAGGACAUUUGCAUCUCUUGUGGGAGCCUCAAUGUCACCCUGGAACACCCUCUCUUCGUUGGAGGAAUGUGCCAAAACUGUAAGAACUGCUUUCUGGAGUGCGCCUACCAGUACGAUGACGACGGCUAUCAGUCCUACUGCACCAUCUGUUGUGGGGGACGCGAGGUGCUCAUGUGUGGGAACAACAACUGUUGCAGGUGCUUUUGUGUGGAGUGUGUGGAUCUGUUGGUGGGGCCAGGGGCCGCCCAGGCGGCCAUCAAGGAGGACCCCUGGAACUGCUACAUGUGCGGGCACAAGGGCACCUACGGGCUGCUGCGGCGGCGGGACGACUGGCCCUCGCGGCUGCAGAUGUUCUUUGCCAAUAACCACGACCAGGAGUUUGACCCUCCGAAGGUUUACCCACCUGUCCCAGCCGAGAAGAGGAAGCCCAUCCGGGUGCUGUCUCUAUUCGACGGAAUUGCUACAGGGCUUCUGGUGCUGAAGGACUUGGGCAUUCAGGUGGACCGCUACAUCGCUUCCGAGGUGUGUGAGGACUCCAUCACAGUGGGCAUGGUGCGGCACCAGGGGAAGAUCAUGUACGUCGGGGACGUCCGCAGCGUCACACAGAAGCAUAUCCAGGAAUGGGGCCCGUUCGAUCUGGUGAUUGGGGGCAGUCCUUGCAAUGAUCUCUCCAUCGUCAACCCUGCCCGUAAAGGACUCUACGAGGGCACUGGCCGGCUCUUCUUUGAGUUCUACCGCCUCCUGCAUGAUGCGCGGCCCAAGGAGGGAGAUGAUCGCCCCUUCUUCUGGCUCUUUGAGAAUGUGGUGGCCAUGGGCGUUAGUGACAAGAGGGACAUCUCGCGAUUUCUCGAGUCCAACCCUGUGAUGAUUGAUGCCAAAGAAGUGUCAGCUGCACACAGGGCCCGCUACUUCUGGGGGAACCUUCCUGGUAUGAACAGGCCGUUGGCAUCCACUGUGAAUGAUAAGCUGGAGCUGCAGGAGUGUCUGGAGCACGGCAGAAUAGCCAAGUUCAGCAAAGUGAGGACCAUUACUACUAGGUCAAACUCCAUAAAGCAGGGCAAAGACCAGCAUUUCCCCGUCUUCAUGAACGAGAAAGAGGACAUCUUAUGGUGCACUGAAAUGGAAAGGGUGUUUGGCUUCCCUGUCCACUAUACCGACGUCUCCAACAUGAGCCGCUUGGCGAGGCAGAGACUGCUGGGCCGGUCAUGGAGUGUGCCCGUCAUCCGCCACCUCUUCGCUCCGCUGAAGGAAUAUUUUGCUUGUGUGUAAGGGACAUGAGGGCAAACCGAGGUAGUGACACAAAGUUAAACAAACAAACAAAAAACAAAACACAACAAAACACCAACAACAUGAGGAUGGAGAGAAGUAUCAGCACCCAGAAGAGAAAAA
This is a messenger RNA of Lynx canadensis (Canada lynx), 3244 nucleotides long. RefSeq names its product DNA methyltransferase 3 alpha (gene DNMT3A). Bases 395 to 3124 code for a protein of 909 amino acids. Gene Ontology annotation, cellular component: cytoplasm; nucleus. Gene Ontology annotation, molecular function: DNA (cytosine-5-)-methyltransferase activity. Gene Ontology annotation, biological process: negative regulation of DNA-templated transcription. The transcript has 23 exons. The record is from RefSeq and is a predicted model, not a curated record. NCBI's taxonomy places the organism in Eukaryota, Metazoa, Chordata, Mammalia, Carnivora, Felidae.